This is a messenger RNA of Cinara cedri, 4457 nucleotides long. NCBI's taxonomy places the organism in Eukaryota, Metazoa, Arthropoda, Insecta, Hemiptera, Aphididae. The record is from the annotation of a GenBank genome assembly.
CAAUCACUAGUCAGCAUGAUGAAGCAAAUUUUUGUCUGUGCAUUUUGCUAACUAUUGUCCUAGAACUCUUAAGUUUAUUCAUUAUCUUCUUAAUAUCCUAUUAUUUAGAAUACAAUUUUUAUUAAAUUGAUUUUUCAUUACCAAUUAAUAUUACAACGAUGUCUGGAGCAACAGCACUGUUUGGAAAUACGACUGGUAGAAAUCAGUCAAAAAAUCUCGUAGAGUUUAGAGCUGGGAAGAUGUCAAUGAGAGGUAAAACUGUGUACCCUGACAAAAGAAAGGGAUUAGUAUAUAUACAUCAGUCAGAUGACUCUUUAAUUCAUUUCUGCUGGAAAGAUCGUACAACAGGUGCAGUUGAAGACGUAAGUAUAUACAUCCAAAAUUAACUUAUUAUAAUUUAUAUAGUGUUUUUACAUAUCUAUUGAAAUAUAAAUAAUGAUUUAUAAUAAUACAUCAAUCUUAAUCUAAAUAUUAUUAAGUGCAAUUUUGUAUUAUUUGAAUGUUUUUCUGUUGAAGUUUGGCUCUUGGGUCUGGGAAAAAAAUUUUAAAAUAUCGAUAAAUGUCUCAUAGAAUUUUUUAUUUGUAUGCCGCGUUUAAAAAACCUUCAUUGAUCAUACUUUCUGAUCAAUCUUUAUGGAUAUCGUGGAUUCUUUUCAAUAUUUUUUAAAGAAUGUUUAAAUUUGGUAACCCUAAAAAAAGCCGUUUAAUUAGUUAAUAGGGUUGUUCCUAAAAAGAACAGUUUUCAAUAAGACAUAUUAGUUUUAUUGAUUUGUAAUUAAUAUCAAAUUUUUAAUUGUAGAUACCUAAACAUUUUAUAUAAUUUUCAUAAUGCAAUCGGUUACCAAAUAACAUAAAAUGAUUAAAAUUACUAAUGUAAUAUUGUAUACGAUAAUUUACUUCUCACUUUUACACUUAAACUUAUUUAGUUAUGUAAAACUAAUAAUCGUGUUUUCACUACUAAAAAUAGGUACCUACAAAUAUAUAAUUUCAUAACAAAAUAUAACAAUGUACAGUCUAAAAAUGGUCUGUAAAUGGAAAAAUCUAAAAUAUGACCGAUAAAGAUUUUUCUAAGGCGUUAUACAAACAAAAUCUAUGUACAAUUUGUUGAUAUUUUUUUCUCGGACCCAAAAGCCAUAGGGAUUUCAACCGAAUUAUCAGUAUACUGUUUAUUAUGUUCAUAAAAUUGAAAUUGUUAUUAUUACAAAAUUGUAAGUAACAGUUUUUUUGCUUCUCUUAGAAUCUAAAGCAAAUUAAUAAUUUGUCUUUUUUAAUUAUAUAGUAAUAAAAUGUUUAUCUCCUAAUCUAUUUUGGUUAAUGAAAAGAUAAUAAAAUCCUAAUAUUUAUCUACUUAUAUUUAUUCAUAUUUUAAUAACUUAAUAUUAAUUAUUUUAAUUCAUAUUGUAUUUAAAGGAUUUAAUAAUAUUCCCUGAUGAUUGUGAAUUCAAGUUUGUGUCACAAUGUACUACUGGAAGAGUUUAUGUACUGAAGUUCAAGUCAUCUAGCAAAAAACAAUUUUUUUGGCUACAGGUUUUUAUUUUUAUAAUAUUAACGAAAUGUAAAAUUACUGAGCAAAAUAUAUUUUUUAUUUAUUUCAGGAACCAAGCAAAGACAAAGAUGAGGAAAACUGUCGCCGUGUCAAUGAUGUAAUGAAUAACCCUCCAGCCCCAGGUUCAAAUCGCAGUGGGGGCACUACUCCUGGUUUGUAUAAGUAGCGAAAAAAAAGAUUUAUAUGUAAAUAUAUACCAGAUAAAGUGUAAUAGUCUCUAUUUUUGGGAAUAUUUGACAAAAAGAACUUUUUCUCAAAAUGUAUAUAGUUUUUGAAAUAUUGGUUUUCCUAAGUAGUAUAGUAUCUACUUAAUACGUUAUAUUUAUCUGGUCCCAAGGAAAAUUUUUUAAAUAAGUUCAACUAUAUUUUUAAAUUAAUUUUAUUUAGAUGGUGAUUUGCAAAACUUACUUAGUAACAUGUCUCAACAACAAUUAAUGCAGUUAUUUGGGGGAGUUGGUCAAAUUGGUGGUUUGUCAUCGUUACUUGGAACAAUGAGGUAAUUUAAUUGAAUGAUAACAGGUUAACUAGAUAUUUAAAAAUAUAAUAUUUUACAUAAGAUCGAGUCAAACUGGACGCUCAUCAUCGUCAACUCAAUCAUCUAGUGCACAACCCACAAAUACCAGCAGUAGUACAAAUACCAACACUGGUAGUAAUCGGUCAACUAGCAAUAGUAAUUCACCUCCACCUACUAGUAGUACUAGCACAAGUUCUGCAGGUGACAACAAAUAUUAUAUGUUUGUGUUUUAUAAUAUUUCAUCUUAUUAAAGAAAAUGAUUAAUGUAUAGAAAGUCAAGACCAAAAAUUAGCAGCUACUGGUAUUCAACUAAGAGAUCUUCAAUCUAUGUUAUCUGGUUUGACUGGUGCUCAAGGAACUACUGAUAAACCAGCUGGUACCAAAAUAUAAAUUUUGUUUUAUGGAAUACAUUUUUUUUUUAAUUAGUGAAAAAACGUAAUAAUACUGUUGAUUGAUAUUUGUAUUUUAAUCUAAAAUAAUUGUAUUAAUUUAGUGGAUUUAUCAGCUGCUAUGGACUUGGAAAAUUUGGAAAGUGUAAUUGACAAUAAAGGUGCAGUGAACCAAUUAGCACAACACUUACCUACAACAGAAAGUGAUCCUGAUUAUGACCACGGACUAAGCACACGAACAACACCUGAUGAAUUGAAGGAAACAAUACUUUCUCCACAGUUUAGACAGGUUUGUUGAAAAAUUUAACCUAAUUUAUUAUUCAUACAAAAUAUAUUUUCAAAAAAAUGUUUUGUAAUUAAAUAUGACUAUUAAUCAAGUUUAAAUUCAUGUUAUCCAUUUAUAUAUAUAUAUAUUCCCAUUCUCUGGUUGAACUACUAAACUGAUAUAUAAUUAAAAUUAUAUAAUAAUAAGUCAUAGAUUGAUAAUACCUUAAAUUUUGUAGUAGGUACCUAUAUAUUUAAUUUCAAAUUAUUUUUCAACUAAUAAAAUUUUUAAAAAAAAAUGUCAACAAUUGUGAAAUAUAAAUUAAUGUCUUGACAUCUCCUUACCCACUUUUUUUACUCUACAUCUUACACAGUUAGAUACUUAGGAUUAUAUAUGGCCUGACAAAUUUCCUGUAUAGACGUGUAUUUGGCAAAGCCGCGCGACAUUAAUAUUUAAUUUUUACAUAAUUUGAGACUAAUUUACUGUUCACUGAUGUAAAAAUCAAAUAACCAUGCCGCAUAUUUGCUGUGCAGCACAAGGCUGCCAAAGGCCGCACAGCUAAAAUUGCUCUAUCUGGACAUGCCUUUACCAACUUCUCUUUGAAUCAUUUUUGUUAGCAAUUGCUUUUCUUUGCGUCCAAAUAUAAAUUUGAUAACUUUAUGCAUCCUACCUUACCAACUUCCUAUCUACAAUAGUGGUUGUCUAUCUCCUGUAUCAGCUCUUUAUAUUUAUUUUUAUUUUAUUUUUAAAUUUUUUAAUUAAAUAUUAUAUUUUUAGGCUGUUAGCAUGUUUAGUAAUGCCUUACAAACAGGCCAACUAGGAUCUGUGGUACAACAAUUUGAUUUAGGAGCUGGAGCUGUAAGUGCAGCAAACCAAGGAAAUAUGGAAGAGUUUGUACGAGCACUUCAACAAACAAACAUUAAUGCAGAAGAAUCAGAAGAUGUUAGCCCGGUAAACCCAGAAAAGCGCAAAAAACCAGAUAAUGAUGAUAUUGGUUCAAAGUAAUAUUAUUUAUUGAUAACAUUUUAUGAUUUAUUUUUAAUAAUUAAUUUAGGCAUUUAUUAAAGCUUUCUUAUUCAAUUUAUAAUAUCCUUAUAAUAAAUAAAUACAAAUUUAUUCAGAUGAUAAUUAUUAUAUUUUUUUUUAAAUUUUAAUUGUUAAUAAUAGUUGAAUAUUCUUUGGUCAAGCUUCCUUUUAUCAGUUUAUUCUCCAGUCAUCAUUUCCAUAAAUUCUAAAAAUCCAAAUGUAAUAUUAAGGGAAUGUUUUUAAUAUUUAUAUAUAAUUAUUUACCAUCAAAGUCAACUGUUCCUGAUCCAUCGGUAUCAAUUUCAGCAAUGAUACCAUCCAAGUCUUCUGGACCAAGUUUGUCAUCCAAUGCCCCUAAUAUUUCCCGAAGUGUAGCAGUUGUAAUGUAUCCAUUGCCUUCUCGGUCAUAUAGUCGAAAAGCUUCUUUUAGUUCUUCUUGCAUUGCUUCAGCAUCAUCUUCUUCAAGAAAAUGAGCAGCAAUUUCACAGAACCCAUCAAAAUUUACUUUUCCUGUACCUACAGUAUAGAAUUACAAAUACAUCUUCAGGUAUUAACUUAAAUAGUACUUUACCAUCUGGAUCAACUUCUUCUAUUAGUUCUUUUAAUUCUGAGUCAUCAAAUAAUUGGCCCAUGGUAUUUAAGAUAGUACUAAUUUUUAAUGUAUCGAUAAAUCCAGAUUUAGCUGUGUCAAACAUUUGAAAUGCUUUUCGCAUUACU